Messenger RNA from Nanorana parkeri, 1461 nucleotides. It is a transcript of the gene TUBB1, whose product is annotated as tubulin beta 1 class VI. Gene Ontology annotation, cellular component: microtubule; cytoplasm. The coding region runs from base 58 to 1455 and encodes 465 amino acids. Gene Ontology annotation, molecular function: GTPase activity; structural constituent of cytoskeleton; GTP binding. The transcript is spliced from 4 exons. Gene Ontology annotation, biological process: mitotic cell cycle; microtubule cytoskeleton organization. Lineage: Eukaryota; Metazoa; Chordata; Amphibia; Anura; Dicroglossidae. The record is from RefSeq and is a predicted model, not a curated record.
UCACAGGCAUUUUGAACUACAGCAAGUGUCGACUGCUCAAUCCUCUUCUGCUGCAGCAUGCGUGAGAUUGUCCACCUGCAGAUAGGCCAAUGCGGGAACCAAAUUGGAGCAAAGUUCUGGGAGGUGAUCUGUGACGAGCACGGUAUUGACAAUGGUGGAAAUUACAAGGGAGACUCUGACCUGCAGCUGGAGCGGAUCAACGUCUACUUCAAUGAGGCUCACUGUAAGUUUUUAGCAGCACAUGAUACAUCCCAUAAGUAUGUCCCUCGAGCUGUGAUUGUGGAUCUAGAACCCGGAACGAUGGACAGUUUGCGCUCCAGUGUCAUCGGACCUCUGUUUCGUCCCGACAGUUUCAUUCAUGGCAAUUCCGGAGCUGGCAACAACUGGGCUAAAGGCCACUACACUGAGGGAGCAGAACUGAUAGAAUCAGUAAUGGAUGUGGUGAGAACCGAGAGUGAAAGCUGUGAUUGUCUUCAGGGUUUUCAGCUGGUGCACUCUCUCGGUGGAGGAACAGGAUCCGGAAUGGGUACCCUUCUCAUGAACAAGAUUCGGGAAGAAUAUCCGGAUAGGAUAAUGAACACCUUCAGUAUAAUGCCUUCUCCCAAGGUCUCAGACACAGUGGUGGAACCAUACAAUGCCAUCUUGUCUAUUCACCAACUGAUUGAGAACACAGACGAAACCUUCUGCAUUGACAACGAAGCUUUGUAUGACAUCUGUUUCCGCACCCUAAAAAUGACCAACCCAACUUAUGGAGACCUUAACCAUCUGGUUUCCAUGACCAUGAGCGGGGUGACCACUUCGCUACGAUUCCCCGGGCAGCUAAACGCAGAUCUGAGAAAGCUAGCGGUGAACAUGGUGCCUUUUCCCCGUCUUCAUUUCUUCAUGACUGGAUUUGCCCCUCUGACAUCUCGCAAGAGCCAGCAAUACAGGGCUCUGUCAGUGCCCGAGCUCACCCAGCAGAUGUUUGACUCCAGAAACAUGAUGACUGCCUGUGACCCUUACCAUGGCCGUUAUUUAACCGUGGCUGGCAUCUUCCGAGGACGCAUGUCCACCAAAGAAGUGGAUGAGCAGAUGUUGGCUGUGCAGUCCAAAAAUAGUGCAUAUUUCGUGGAGUGGAUCCCAAACAACGUCAAGGUUGCAGUUUGUGAUAUCCCACCCCGUGGCCUUAAGAUGGCCUCAACUUUCAUUGGAAACAACACCGCCAUCCAAGAGAUAUUCAGACGCAUCGCCGAGCAGUUCUCAGCCAUGUACCGCAGGAAAGCUUUCCUCCACUGGUACACUGGCGAGGGGAUGGAUGAAAUGGAGUUCACCGAAGCAGAAUGCAAUACCAAUGAUUUGAUUGCUGAAUACCAACAGUACCAGGAGGCCACAGCAGAUGUGGAUGACUUUGAUGAAGAAGAAGAAGUGGAGGAAGUAGUACACGUGACAGAGACUAUAGAAAGAGUGUACAAGUAGAAGACA